Molecule: messenger RNA, 294 nt
Organism: Drosophila santomea
Lineage: Eukaryota; Metazoa; Arthropoda; Insecta; Diptera; Drosophilidae
Exons: 2
Coding region: 1-294 (97 amino acids)
Molecular function (GO): protein binding
Source: RefSeq, a predicted model, not a curated record
AUGAAGAUUGCGUCUGCAAUAUUGAUCGUUUCCUUGAGCUUUCUGGCUUUGGCUGAGGCCGAUUCAGAUUUAGUGAGGUGUCCUCAGGCUUGCACAAGGGAAUAUAGUCCAGUGUGCGCCGAAUGGCGUAGGGGCAUAGUACGUCCCAUAAUCAGUCGGUGCACUUUCCCCACUAAAUGCGUUCUUAGCAACCAAAUAUGCAGAACCAAUAGAAAAUGGGUUGUCGUCGACGAGAGACGUAAAUGCAGGAGUGAAACUACGGAUUGCGAUGAGCUGCGAAAAGCGUCGCAGUAA